This is a messenger RNA of Nycticebus coucang (slow loris), 12163 nucleotides long. It is a transcript of the gene LAMC2, whose product is annotated as laminin subunit gamma 2. The transcript is spliced from 23 exons. The record is from RefSeq and is a predicted model, not a curated record. The coding region runs from base 212 to 3787 and encodes 1191 amino acids. Lineage: Eukaryota; Metazoa; Chordata; Mammalia; Primates; Lorisidae. Gene Ontology annotation, molecular function: extracellular matrix structural constituent.
GCGUGUGCUUGUGUGUCUGCCCCCGGAGGGCUGGGUCCUCCUUAUUCACAGGUGAGUCACACCCUGAAACACGGGCUCUCUUCCUGUCGGGACUGAGUCAGGUAGAAGAGUCGAUAAAACCACCUGAUCAAGGAAAGAAAGGCACUGCGGAGCGCAGAGUGAGAACCCCGGGCGCCGCGCAGCGACUCCGCAGAGGAGCCCCGCGCCCGCCAUGCCCGCGCUCCGGCUGAGCUGCUGGCUCUGCUUGGCGCUGCUGCUGCCUGCGGCGCGGGCCACCUUCGGGAGUGAAGACUGUGAUUGCAAUGGGAAAUCCAGGAAGUGCGUCUUCGACGGGAAGCUUCACAGGCAGACAGGCAGCGGACUCCGCUGCCUCAACUGCCAGGACAACACCGAGGGCUUGCGCUGCGAGAGGUGCAAGGAGGGGUUUUACCGGCACAGAGACAGAGACCGCUGUCUGCCCUGCAACUGUAACUCCAAAGGUGCUGUUAGUGCUCGAUGUGACAACUCUGGACGGUGCAGCUGUAAGCCAGGUGUGACGGGAGACAGAUGUGACCGCUGCCUGCCAGGCUUCCGCAUGCUCACGGAUGCUGGGUGCACCCAAGACCAGAGACUGCUAGACUCCAAGUGUGACUGUGAUCCAGCUGGCAUCGCGGGGCCCUGUGACUCGGGCCGUUGUGUCUGCAAGGCAGCUGUCACUGGAGAACGCUGUGAUAGGUGUCGCCCAGGUUACUAUCAUCUGGAUAGGGGAAACCCUGAGGGCUGCACCCAGUGUUUCUGCUACGGGCAUUCAGCCAGCUGCCACAGCUCUGCAGACUACAGCAUCCAUAAGAUCAGCUCCACCUUCCAGCGAGAUGCUGAUGGCUGGAAGGCUGUCCAAAGAAAUGGGUCUCCAGCGAAGCUCCAGUGGUCACAGCGCCAUCAGGAUGUGUUCAGCUCAGCCCGACGAUCCGACCCUGUCUAUUUUGUGGCUCCUGCCAAAUUUCGUGGGAAUCAACAGGUGAGCUAUGGGCAAAGCCUGUCUUUUGACUACCGUGUGGACAGAGGAGGCAGACACCCAUCUGCCCACGAUGUGAUCCUGGAAGGCGCUGGGCUACGGAUCACAGCUCCCUUGAUGCCACUUGGCAAGACGCUGCCUUGUGGGAUCACCAAGACUUACACAUUCAGGUUAAAUGAACAUCCAAGCAGUAAUUGGAGCCCCCAGCUGAGCUAUUUUGAGUAUCGGAGGUUACUGCGGAACCUCACAGCCCUCCAAAUCCGAGCUACGUAUGGAGAAUACAGUACUGGGUACAUUGACAAUGUGACCCUGAUCUCAGCCCGUCCUGUCUCUGGAGCCCCAGCACCCUGGGUUGAGCACUGUGUGUGUCCUGCUGGGUACAAGGGACAGUUCUGCCAGGAUUGUGCUUUUGGCUACAAAAGAGAUUCUGCAAGACUGGGGCCUUUUGGCACCUGUAUUCCAUGCAACUGCCAAGGGGGUGGGGCCUGUGACCCGGACACUGGAGAUUGUUACUCGGGGGAUGAGAAUCCUGACAUUGAGUGUGCCGACUGCCCCAUUGGUUUCUACAACGAUCCGCACGACCCUCGCAGCUGCAAGCCCUGCCCCUGUCACAAUGGAUUCAGCUGCUCGGUGAUGCCCGAGACGGACGAGGUGGUGUGCAAUAACUGCCCCCCCGGGGUCACCGGUGCCCGCUGUGAGCUCUGUGCUGAUGGCUACUUUGGGGACCCCUUUGGAGAACGUGGCCCAGUGAGGCCCUGUCUGCCCUGUCAGUGCAACAACAAUGUGGACCCCAGUGCCUCAGGGAACUGUGACCGGCUGACCGGCAGGUGUCUAAAGUGCAUCCACAACACAGCCGGCGUCUACUGCGACCAGUGCAAAGCAGGCUACUUUGGGGACCCGCUGGCUCCCAACCCAGCAGACAAGUGCCGAGCUUGCAACUGCAACCCAAUGGGCUCAGAGGCUGUAGAGUGUCGAAGUGAUGGCAGCUGUGUCUGCAAGCCAGGAUUUGGUGGCCUUAACUGUGAGCACGAGGCAUUAAGCAACUGUCCAGCUUGUUAUAAUCAAGUGAAGAUUCAGAUGGAUCAGUUCAUGCAGCAGCUUCAGAGCCUGGAGGCCCUGAUUUCAAAGGCGCAGAGUGGUGGCGGAGCAGUACCCAAUACAGAGCUGGAAGGCAGGAUGCAGCAGGCCGAGCAGGCCCUCCGGGACAUUCUGAGAGAAGCCCAGAUUUCAGAAGGUGCUAGUAGAGCCCUCAGUCUCCAGUUGGCCAAGGUGAGGAGCCGGGAGAACAGCUUCCAGAACCGCCUGGACGACCUCAAGAUGACAGUGGAAAGAGUUCGGGCCCUGGGAAGUCAGUAUCAGAACCGAGUUCAGGACACUAGCAGGCUCAUUACUCAGAUGCGACUGAGCAUGGCGGAAAGUGAAGCUACCCUGCGAGACACGAACAUUCCUCCCUUAGAGCACUACGUGGGGCCAAAUGGCUUUAAAAGUCUGGCUCAGGAGGCCACAAGAUUGGCAGACAGCCAUGUUGAGUCAGCCAGUAACAUGGACCAACUGGCAAGGGAAACUGAGGAGUAUUCCCAACAAGCACUAUCCCUGGCACGCAAAGCUCUGAGUGAAGGAGGCGGAAGCGGCAGCUUGGACAGCACUGUGGUGCAAGGGCUUGUGGGAAAGUUGGAGAAAACCAAGUCUCUGGCCCAGCAGCUAUCAAGGGAGGCCACUCAAACCGACAUUGAAGCCGACAGGUCUUAUCAACAUAGUCUCCGUCUCUUGGAUUCGGUGUCUCAGCUUCAGGGAGUCAGUGACCAGUCCUUUCAGGUAGAAGCAAAGAGGAUUAAACAAAAAGCUGAUUCUGUCUCAAGCUUGGUGACCAGGCAAAUGGAUGAGUUCAAGCGCAUGCAAAGCAGUCUGGGAAACUGGGCAGAAGAAACCCAACAGCUCUUACAGAAUGGAAAGAAUGGGAGACAGAAAUCAGAUCAGCUGCUUUCCCGGGCCAAUCUUGCUAAAAGCAGAGCCCAAGAAGCCCUAAGUAUGGGCAACGCCACCUUUUAUGAAGUCGAGAGCAUCCUGAAGAACCUCAGAGAGUUUGACCUGCAGGUUGAAGAUAGAAAAGCAGAAGCUGAAGAAGCCAUGAAGAGACUCUCAUAUAUCAGCCAAAAGGUUGCAGAUGCCAGUGACAAGACCCAGCAAGCAGAAACAGCCCUGGGCAGUGCUGCUGCAGAUGCCCAGCGAGCAGAGAAGGCAGCCAGAGAGGCUCUGGAGAUCUCCAGCGAGAUUGAGCAAGAGAUAGAGAGUCUGAACUUGGAAGCCAAUGUGACAGCAGAUGGAGCCUUGGCCAUGGAAAAAGGACUGGCCACUCUGAAGAGUGAGAUGAGGGAAGUGGAAGGAGAGCUGGCAAGGAAGGAGCUGGAGUUUGACAGGGACAUGGACACAGUGCAGAUGGUGAUUACUGAAGCCCAGAGAGUUGAUACAAGAGCCAAGAACGCUGGAGUCACCAUCCAAGACACACUCAAUGCAUUGGACGGCAUCCUACAUCUAAUGGACAAGCCUGGCAGUGUGGAUGAAGAGGGACUGGUUUUACUGGAGCAAAAGCUUUUCCGAGCCAAGACCCAGCUCAACAGUCAGCUGCGGCCCUUGAUGUCAGAGCUAGAAGAGAGGGCACGUCGGCAGAGGGGCCACCUCCAUUUCCUGGAGACAAGCAUAGAUGGGAUUCUGGCUGAUGUGAAGAACCUGGAGAACAUUAGAGACAACCUGCCCCCAGGAUGCUACAAUACCCAGGCUCUUGAGCAGCAGUGAAACUUCCAGAGAGAUUUCUCAACUGAGGUUCUCUGCAUACAGACCUCAGAGCUCAAGAGCCAUCUCAUGUGGGUAGGAUGGGAUGGGGGCAUUUGAACAUGUUAAAGGGGUAUGCUCAGAUCAACGGAACCUGACCCCAUCCUUGAGAUCAUGGCCAGGUGGAUGUCUUCUUGUAUGAACAUGAUACUCCCUGCCUCCUUAUGCUGGGCAAUGAGACUGAUCAAGGACCUGGACCCCAAAGGGUGCACCAGAUGGAAGGACAAACUACACAGGCAGAUAUUUGCCUCAGAAUAGUUAUAAAUGGAGUCUUGAAACUUGGACAAGCACUGCUGGGUUAUAGUCAGCUUAUUCUUUGAAUAAGGAAAAAUUGCUGACUUUGCCCAGGAUAAAAUUCUUCCCAAUGUUAGAACAAAGUGAAAUGCAGCCACACUGUGGCCAAGAAAACACUCUUGCUCGUAUUGUCCACUGCAAGCUUCUUGCUGAUCAGAGUUCCUCCUCCUUAUCACCAGGACGUGACCACAAACUCUGCUUGCAAGCUGGAAGAAGUGAACGGUGAUGGAGGGAGGACUGAAAGGCAGGCCCAGUGCGGUAAUUGUGCUUGCUGGUGCCCUGCCACCUUCCAGUCUGGGCCUGGAGCGACGUCCUUCCUCUUAAUAAUGCCAUGUUAUUACAAUAAUGUGAUGCAAGUUAGAGACUGUAUUUUUAUUAAAGCAUUUCCUACCAGCACAGCAAGCAUUGGGAAGAUAUUUACUUUUGAGUUACAGAGUAAUAGAAAACUGGCUUGGGCAUUGAAAGAAGAGAAAUUAUCUAGAAGAUUUAUUAGUCCUCAUUCAAUCUCAGUUUUCAACACUAAAAACUAUGUGCAUCUAUGUGUUUUAUUUUUUAUUUGCUUUUUUUUUUUUUUGAGUCAGAGUCUCACUCUGUUGCCUUUGGUAGGGUACCAUGGUGUCAUCAUAGCUCACAGCAACCUCAAACUCUUGGGCUCAAGAGAUCUUCUUGCUUUAGCCUUUCAAGUAGCUGGGACUACAGGCAUCCAUCACAAUGCCAGGCUAAUUUUUCUAUAUAUAUAUUUUUUAAUAGAGAUGGGGGUCUUGCUCUUGCUCACACUGGUCUCGAACUCCCGAGCUCAAGCAAUCCUCCCGCCUUAGCCUCGCAGAGUGCAAGGAUUAGAGGUGUGAGCCACCAUGCCCUGCCUUAUGUGUUUUAUUUUAUAUUCUCUCUCUUUUUAUCUCCAUUUCCCUCUAUAGCAGCGAAUGUUCCUACCCAUGCUUGAGCUGGGUAGAAUCCAUCCUUCCAUCUAUCCUUCUAGCAUAUAUUUAUUGAGUAUCUACUGUGUGCCAGGGGCUGGCUGUACAGUGCUGACUUAGUCUCUGCCCUCAUGCUGUUGAUUGUCUAAUGAAGAAGAAAAACAUAUAAAAAAAAUAAGCUUACAAACUUUGUUCAUUACAAGUGGUGUUUAUUGCAGGAACCUCUUAGUUUGCAACCUCUUUGCUCAACAGAACAUAUGUUGCAAGACCAUCCCGUGGGGCCACUUGAGCUUUGGCAAAGCUGAGAGAGCCCUGGGUUGUACACACGUCUUUGCAUUCCAGCUGUCACUCUGCCCCUUUCCACAACUGAUUGCAACAGAUUGUGGAGUCAUGAUACACCAGUGGGAAUUGCCAACCAGAGGCACUUCUGCCCUGGCUCAGAAGACGUCAUGCUGCCUCGCUUCCAUAUUUUCUUGGAUGGGAUGUGUUUUAAAAUAAAAAGCAAUUGUUAGAUCCCUGGGGUCAGUUUCUGAUUUACUGAACUCUAAGCCUAAGGUAGAAAUGCCAAAGCAAUGGAAACGAAAAUACCACAGAAUGGCAAUGGGUCCUAAAGUUAACAUCUUUAAUUCCUAUUUCUGAGCGUCUUAUUUUGGCCUUUCCAACCACGAGAGCACUUUAUGAGAUUUAAUUGAUGCUGCCUCCUAAGCAUGAAGAUUUAUCUCUGGAACAACCCAAGGUGGAUAGAUGGUAUAAUUAACGUUGUCAUUUUUCAUCCACUAUAAAAUAAAGGUAAUAUUAGUAACUUGUGGUACAUAUGUCAUACUUCUUAAUAAAUUAAGAUCUUGAUUAACCAUCAACCCAAAGAGCUGAGGAAAAGAUUCUGCUUCUGGCUACCUAGACCCAGAAUUUUGAUAGGUCUGACCACUUUGCUUUGUUUUCGGAGGAAGUGAAUUUAUAAUCCUGUCUUGGCAUAGUGAGUCACACAUGCUACAGAUCUUGCGCUGUAAUUAACAAGUGCCCAGAAAAUGUAUGUGUAUAAUUAAAAUAGAUUGGCUUCUACAUCACCAAGGCCUAAAAAUAUGCAUUAACUCAAACAUGGUAGACUUUUUUCUCUUGAUACCAUAACAGACUGGGUGGGAAACAGGAUGGCAAGGUUCCCUUUGUAUAGUCAUUGCAGAGGCCAUGCCGUUCAUAAUGUGACUUCUAAGGUUGCCUGGGGAAGGAGGAGCUGUCUCUGUUCCAGAUGGGUAGAAAAGGGAAAGAAUGUGAAGGAAAAAGACUCAUGGGAGUGCCAGGCCCAGUAGGGGCCUCACAUUCCAAAACCCAGUAUGACCACAUCUAAUUUUCAAAGGAUCUGGAAGAUGUGGUCCCUUCAGGGACAGUUCUAUAUCAUGAAAGGAGAGAAUACAUUGUUCAUGACUGGUUUUCUGUCUUUGCUGAGACUGGGACUAGACCGUACAUAUUCUAGGGAGCUUGGUGAGGGAUCCCACUAGUUAAUAACCAUGGUACAUGUAAUCAUAAAAAAGGAUUCCUCCUGGACAGAUUGUUAAGAAAGUCAUACGACUGUCUUCCCUGACAAAUGGGAGAUGAUGCCUGAGUAAUGAUGGGGAACAGAAAAGUGACCCCAGGGAACUCCCUUGGUAUAGAAAUGAUUUCCUCCUUUCUGACCUGACAAAUUAUCCGUUAAGAAGAGAGCAGGAGAUGUGGCUUAGAGAUAGGUUACCUGGGACCUAGCGUCCUAAUGCCAGUCCUCGACUUGAUCCUGCUGUGUUAAGGGAAUUUUCCUUCUGAUUUCCAGCUGGUAUUUAUAAUUUGUAGUGAGAGCUUUUUCCUCCUCUGAGAGUUUUCUGAUUAAUUGUGCUGUUGGUAGCCUAUUACACACAUCAUCUACCUUGACUCCUAGGGAUUUCUGUUUGGAGAGAAGGGUAGAAAUAAAACUGCCCAUAGUCUAUGACUUGUUAGCAGCUGCACUUCUGCUCUUAUUCCAAGAUGUGGUUUCUUUCCAGUACUCUUGGGAGGCUGGAGAAAAGGAUAAGAAGACAGUUCUGUCCAAUGUUUGGAACAAGUCUCAAGGACCAGGAGUAUGUUUAUCAUGUCUUCUUUUAAUGUUUUGUAUGGUCCUGGGAAUGUUAUGGAUUCUUGCUGUGGUUCAAUUUUCCCACUUGGAAAACAGACUAGAAUUUCUCUCUGCUUGCUUUGUCCUAUUGGCUACAUGAAAUUACCUAGGAAAUCCCAACAUCUGAAGCUUUCUAAUAGGUCAUAAGGGAAGAAAUGUAUAUGUAUAUGUAUGUUAAUUCAUAUUUAGUAUAUGUAUUCUAUAAGUUAAUAUAAGUUAGCAAAUUAAGCCAGUGUUUAUACUCCAUUUUAAACAAGCUCUCAUCAUUACACACUCUCAGAAGGAAGAAAAAAAAGCAGUGUUUAGCUUUGUGAAUAAAACUGCAAACAUAAACACAAGUAAUCAAAUUACAAGUAUAUCAAACAUCAUUAUGAUAUGCCACAAAGUCCACCUGGAUACACACAAAGCUGACCAAUCUCAAUUUUAAGCAGAAAAAAAAAAAAUCAAAGAACCCUAAAAACCAAAUAAUUUGAAAAGAAAAAAACCAAUCUGACAAACAAGCAACUAACUCUUAAAUGAGCUGGCCUACCAGGGCAUUACUAUCUCAGCUUCUGAAUCACAGCUGAUUAUUAGCUAAUAGCAACCCUCACUGAGACCUUACCCAAUCCAGGAUGAAUGCUAGAACUAAAGAUGAAAUAAGAACUAAUAAUCAUAGCAGGAAUGAAUAGUUAAUACAUCAUUCAUUUUUGUUUGUUUAUAUUGCCAAAACAAAUUGUAAGUUUAACAAUUGCUGUUUUAGUUAAAAUCUUUCAUGCCAAAAAGUUAGUUAACUUUCAAUUUUCACAAAUAUAUUUUUAUUUCAUAAAGUACUAAUUUCAUUAGGGAGCCAAGAUUAACCAACAAUGGACUAUGCAGAUUUGUCAGGAUCUAAGAUUGAAACUGAAAAUAAGUAGGCACAAUUAACAAAUUUGUUAAUUAUUCUUCCCCUUAUAAUCCGUGGGUGAAGUUAUAUAAACUUUUUAUAUUACACAUGUGACAUCAGCUAAACCAGGCAGAAAAGCUCCUGUUUCUAAGUCCAUUUUAACAACUGUUGUCUCCUGUGAAGACUAUGAAGGAAAAGUGAUCAAUUCUUCAACUCACAGAGAAGAUUCUAGACCAAGACGCAAGACUCUAGUAGCAUUGUCUUAUUUAUUAACAUAAUCGAAACAGUUUGCUGAUAAAACUCUUGUCCAUGACUAUUCUAGCAAUGAAAUUUUACUCAAAAUAUUUCACUGUGAAAUGGUUAUUUGCAACUUAAAUAUAGUUUUUAUUAGUGAAUUGAUUUCCAUAAAGCAAAUCUUAUUCUUAAAAUGGAAGAUUAUAUGACCAAAAAAAAUGAUUCAAAAAAAUGCUUCCCCCUCCCCAUGCCAACCCUCAAGAUCAUGAGGAUCAAGCUGAACUCUCAGUCCUGGGUCAAGAUGGCAGGUGGAAGGAAAAAGCUGUAACUCAUUCUAACCAACCAGAACAGGCUAACAGGACACACAAAACUCACACUACAAAGAAACCACAUGAAGAGUCAAGUGGGCAGCUACAGGAAGGUGCGGACUGGGUGAACCUGGCAGGGCACACUCACCAUAAUCACUACAGUACUAUCCCUAAAGUGUCCUCACUGUAGGAGCUACAAGAGCGGCCCCUCUUCCCAUCCUUCCCAUCUCCCCUGUUGGCCUCCUGCAGUAAGUAGCCUCGGGAGAGAUCCUGAGCUUUCCAUGGUCUGCUGUUUUAUUCUUGCAUGACUGUUUUGAGGAGUAAAGUAUAACAUGCUUCUCUGUCUCUGUCCCCUGCAAGUGUGCAUAUGUGUGUCAGUUUGGGGAGAGCAGGUUCGGGCUGUUAAAGUACAAGUUGCUUCUCCUGAAAUUCUCUGCCUUUUGCUGUCAUUUGAUUAUGGAAUCUCGCUUUCUGCUUAACUCAGACAGUGAGUUCUUCAGUUCUUUCUGAGAAGCUGGAGCUUGAAUCUAGAGAAAGGCUGGCCAAGCUGAGGCGGGAAGAACGGCGUCUCUAGAAGCUCUAGCUUUGGGAUUCAGGCACUUCAGUAAGAGACUUUCCCCCCUGUUCCUAUGUACAUUCAAGGAAAGUGAAAGCAAGAAGGCCUAGCCUUGGAGGCUACCCAGGGAAGGGGUGUGCAUGACUGAGGUACCCAAUAGCAGCACAGACUUCCCAGAGGACAUUCCUUAAGGAGAGAGUCAUUGACAAAGGGUUUUCUUCCUGCUUGUUCUUACAUUAGUCACUUUCAGAAAUGUGGGAGGGACCUUUUUAGUGGUAGGUAGGAAAUGAGGAAACGUGGCCAUUGCUGUCCAUGCCUUUCUCACUUCCUCUGAGCCAUCCCAGUCUUGGGUUGGCCUUUCUAGAAAGGAGCAGAACUCCAGAGGCAAAGUUGGGGUCUAGAGGUUAUCCUGUUGGCACCUGGGGCACCACUUAAGACUGGAUCAUCAUUCUGGUCUUGGCUGUGGCUUGGUCACAGUACAGUGUCCUGCUCUGGACCAGAGAGGUACUCAGACCUUCCCCAAGCAAAUGAAGAGUAGGGUGGGGUGGGGCCUGGACAAUUCUACCAGAAGGGGGAUUCACAUUCCUUUUCUUGAAAGACAGCUAUUUUUACUCCAACCCUUGGGAUCCACCAGUCAGCUCCAACCAUGCCUAUUCUUCUCGUUUUGCUCUCUCUUCCCUUUCCCAAAAGCCUUCCUGCUGCACAUCAAGCACGCAGAGCCACCUGGUUCUUUCUCAUGGGCUGUAGACUAAAUGGGACCUGACCAGAGUCCAGCAGAGUAACAGAGAAAUGAAAGAAGUCAAGUCUUUCUCAGGUCUGCUCCUAAGGAUCCUCAUAACUCUCCCCAGAGUCCUUGAAAAAGCCAUGUUUCCCCAGGAGCACAGUCCUCUGUUUUCCCUUGUUUAUGAUAGUAUUGUCUGGACAAAAGUCUUCCAUCUUUGUCUCUCCAGCAAUAGUAUCAUCUUGAACAUUUCCUGGGUCUUCCUUGGCCUUCCCCAGAGCCAUCCUUUCUUGGGUCAGUUUCUAAGAUUUCCUCCAAAUUGUUAAGAUCUCCUGAUUUCUAAGGGAAACCUAGCCAUGGUCUCCCUCACCAUCACAUCCUCCCCCGCAAGACUGGCAUGAGUGUGCCAUGUAGGGGAGCACUUGGGACACACAUAAUUUAGGGUAAGGCUGGAGGGCAGUAGAGACCACAUGUGCCAGGGGGGUCAGCAUCAUAGGGGAGUGGCAAGGCAGAGGCCAUGUGGCAUGAUGGCCUAAGGGCCAGGGAAAUGCACCCUCUUGUCAGGCCCUACAUAUGCUGUGUGUCCUUAGACCAGCCAUUUCAUACCAUCAACCUCUGCUCCCUCACCUUUAAAGGAGACUGUUAGAUCAACUGAGUGCUACAGAUUUUUGAAGAUAAUUAUUUCAUGAUCCUUAGUUAAGUACUGAAACUCAUGAAUAAGAUUUUCCUUUCUUCCUCUGAUGACUAUUUCCAUAAUCUAAGAAGAAUAACACUCCCUCUGGAUGCUACUCUACUGUGUUCUUCUGUUGAAUCCAGUUUCUUUUCCUGGAGACAACAGAAGGAUGUUGCAGAUGUGAGAUGUGUGGUAAGGAACAUUGUCCCUGGUUUCAGGUCCCACCUGGCCCCUCCUAUGUCACAGCUGGCACUAAAUUCUGAUACAAGUAUUCUAAUACUCAGGGACCAUUCCUCAAAGACAACCUGGAACCCCAAAGCUAGGGACUGGAUAAAGGACACAAAACACAAGAGAGUAAUUUCCUCACAGCUCUCCAAGUAUGACAUGAGUGAGGCCUUAACAACCAGAACAAAACCUGUCAAAACUAUCCCCAGGAACAGAGAGUAAGGUAGGAAAUCAGGGAGGAUGAGGGUGAAAUAGUUUAGUGGCUCUUGACCUCUCCAAGAUCUUUCUUCUGGGAACCUACUCACCCUGUCAGGCAGAUUUCCUCAGCUGAUCCCUGUGGCUGCUGGGCUCUGUGGGAGAUGUGACCAGUCCCAGAAACAAGAGUGAGGCACUGCUUGCUUCUCUGGAAGGAACCAUCUCAGUCACUUCCUGGGUCACCAAAGCUACAGAGGGUGAGAACUAGCAAAUCCCAGCAGGGUAACAAAUUAUUUUCUCCUAGGUCAACCCAAAUUUGCAUGUCAUGACAGAGACAUUUCCCAGCCAAACAAGUAAUAAAUAAUUCCAAUUAGCAAAGAUCUCAAGGGUUGAGUGAAUUUCUAGCAUGUUUGGGUUUUGUUUUUUUUUUUAAGAAGUGACUGCAUCGUCAGGAUUUGGCCUUGCCUGUGUGAUUCUUCUCAGAUAAGGAAUGUGGCGAAGCACGGCCUUCAUUGGCUUAAACGGUGAUCCGAAGGCUGCAGGAAAAUGCCUGGGCUGAUGGGGAACCCACACCACCCUACAAGCCACAACCCAUGUUAUAAAUGAACAGAUGCCACCAGAAAAUGAGGCUGGACUGGCUCUGCAUGACCACAAACCAGAGUAUCAGAAAAAUGAACUCUGGGAAAGGAAAUGGACUCAAAUUCUGAGAAACCCUGCUAUUCCCUGACUUGCCUCCCAGAUUUUAGAACCUGAAAGUUUCACUCUGGUGGCGGCUGCUGCUGCUGCUGCUGUGUGUGUGUGUGUGUGUGUGUGUGCGCGCGCGUGCGUGCGUGUGUGUGAUGUGUGGGAGAAGUGGAGGUGGCUUGGCCUUCUCUCCUCCGUGUGGCCCUCAUACACUUGCUGAGUGCUAAAGCUGGCUACAGUGUCCUUCAAAAGGGAAAUAAUACCACAGGAGUGUAUCAAGACUACAAACAUAAAGAACCACAGACACUGAUUUCAUCCAAAUUCUACGAGGAGUGAACAAAGAAAAAUAAAUUAAUUAAAAAAAAAAAGGAAAAAUAGCCCUUUGUAGUAAAGGGCAUGCUGGGAAGGCAAGAGCCAGAACUGCCUCCCCAGAGCAUGCUGGGAGCCUGGGCACCAGGGCCACCUCCCCAGAGCAUGCUGGGAGGAUGGGCGCCAGAGCCACCUCUCUAGAGCAUGCUGGGAGACAGACACCAGUACAUCUCUAAGGACAGCAAC